AUCUGCCUGCCGCGCACAGAGCUCGCAUUUUGUGUCACUGUGCCACCGGGAGAGGGGCGAUAGACUGCUGCGCGUCAGGGGACACCGACCAGUCACCAUCCGCACAGUUCAAGCGACAUCCCACCGCGGGCAAUGACAUUGGCAAACUGAAGUAGGAAUACACGAGAAAAACGCAAAAAUGACGGUGGACUUUGAAGAAUGUAUAAAAGAUUCCCCCCGAUUCAGGGCCGGCAUUGACGAUGUGGAGACGGACGUGGUGGAGAUUGAGGCGAAGCUCGACAAGCUGGUGAAGCUGUGUAGUGGGAUGAUCGAGGCCGGCAGGGCCUACGUCAGCGCCAACAAGCUCUUUGUUAACGGCAUCAAGGACCUGUCCCAGCAGUGCAAGAAAGAGGAGACGAUAUCGGAAUGCCUUGAAAAGUGUGGAGAGAGCCUCCAGGAGAUUGUCAACUACCACAUGAUACUGUUUGACCAAGCUCAGAGGUCGAUCAAGCAGCAGCUGCACACCUUUAUUAAAGAGGAUGUGCGUAAAUUCAAGGACACCAAGAAGCAGUUUGACCGGGUGCGUGAGGACAUGGAGCUGGCCCAGGUGAAGAACGCCCAGGCGCCCAGGAACAAAGUGCAUGAGGCUGAAGAGGCCACACAGGCCCUGGUCAUCAGCCGCAAAACCUUCAGGCACCUAGGACUGGACUAUGUACUACAGAUCAAUGUUCUUCAGGCCAAGAAGAAGUUUGAAAUCCUGGAUGCAAUGCUGUCCUUCAUGCGCGCACAGUACACUCUGUUCCAGCAGGGCUUCAACAUCUUGGAUGAGAUUGACCCUUAUAUGAAAAAACUGGCUGCACAGCUGGAUCAGCUGGUCAUCGACUCAGCCAUGGAGAAGAGGGAGCUGGAGCACAAACAUGCCAUCAUCCAGCAGAGAACUCUGAUGCAGGACUUUUCUUAUGAUGACCACAAGUUGGAGUUCAACGUGGAUGCACCCAAUGGUGUGGUUAUGGAGGGUUACCUCUUCAAAAGGGCCAGCAACGCGUUCAAGACAUGGAACAGGCGGUGGUUUUCUAUACAAAACAGCCAGCUGGUCUACCAAAAGAAACUCAAGGACUCUUUGACGGUGGUGGUGGAGGACCUGAGGUUAUGCUCUGUCAAACCAUGUGAAGAUAAUGAGAGGAGGUUCUGCUUCGAGGUGGUUUCACCAACUAAGAGCUGCAUGCUGCAGGCUGAGUCUGAGAAGCUGCGGCAGGCUUGGAUCCAGGCUGUCCAGGCAAGCAUUGCCUCUGCUUACAAAGACAUCGCCGACAAUUAUUACAUUGAGCGUUUGGACCGGACAGCCUCGCCCUCCACCAGCAGCAUCGACUCUGCCAGCGAGCCCAGAGAGAGAGCUGACAGAGGGGUCAGGGUGGGUGGUGAGAGCCUCCUCCAGAGGGUCCAGAGCCUGCCAGGCAACGAGCUGUGCUGUGACUGCGGCCAAACGGCUCCAUGCUGGGCCUCCAUCAACCUGGGAGUGUUGCUCUGCAUCGAGUGCUCGGGGAUCCACAGGAGUUUAGGCGUCCAUUGCUCAAAAGUGCGUUCACUGACGUUAGACUCAUGGGAGCCAGAAUUACUCAAGCUGAUGUGUGAAUUGGGGAACACUGUGAUUAACCACAUUUAUGAGGGAUCCUGCGAGGAGAUGGGAGUGAAAAAACCUGGACCGUCCAGUACAAGGCAGGAGAAAGAGGCCUGGAUCAAGUCUAAGUAUGUGGAAAAACGCUUCCUGAAGAAGAUGAGUGGGAGUGAGGCUUUGGUGGAGGGUGAAAGGAAGUCCCGUCCCUGGACAGUGAAGAAGUGCCGACGACACAACAGCUCUGUGCGGGCCCCCAACAAGGCCCGCAGGAAAUACCAUCGCUACGAGCCGGGCAGCGCUGCCCCUGCAAACCUCUCAGCAGCAGCUGCAGCAAAGUUUCGCCGGGACUCUCUAUUCUGUCCGGAUGAGCUGGAUUCACUAUUUUCCUACUUUGACACAGGCUCUGGUCCACGCAGCCCCGCAGGUCUCAGCAGUGACAGCGGCCUGGGAGGAAGUACUGACGGCAGCACAGACAUCCUGGUCUUUGGCUCGGUGGUGGACAGCGUCACAGAAGAAGAGGAGGAGUCAGAGGAGUCCUCCAGUGGUGAAGUGGAGAUUGAACAGGAAGUAUCUUCAGACCCUGAAGACCCUAGGGAGCUCCACCCGGGGGCACUCCUCCACCGAUCCUCGCGUUUGCACAACCUGCCACUCAUGGCGGAGGCAUUGGCGCACGGUGCUGAUGUACAUGCUGCAAAUGAGGAGGAGGGAAAAACGCCGCUCAUUCAGGCUGUGGUCGGGGGCUCUCUGAUCGCUUGUGAGUUCCUGCUACAGAACGGAGCCGAUGUGAACCAGCGGGACAUGAGGGGCAGAGGCCCGCUGCACCAUGCCACCUACCUGGGACACACCGGUCAAGUGUGUCUGUUCCUGAAGAGAGGAGCGUCGCAGACUGAGGUGGACGAGCAGGGUCACGACCCCCUCAGCAUUGCUGUGCAGGCGGCCAACGCAGACAUCGUCACCCUGUUGCGUCUAGCGCGAAUGAAUGAGGAGAUGCGAGAGGCAGAGGCUCCUUUGGGUCAACCAGGGGUUACCGGGGGCAGCAGGACAGUUAAACCCAAGGAUGGUCGGGAUAGAGUGACAUCUCCAGUGUUGAUGUCUUUCGCGAGUUUUCUCUCAUCGCGUCUCUACAGCCCGAGAAGUUGAGAAGAAGGAGCUUACAGUUCAGCUGCUCUAAGUGAAGACUGAACACUACUUCUUCUGACCACUCGACGGUCCCUUUGAAAUAUAGGUGGAGGCAGCCCCAGCCCAUCAAAAAUGACAUUUUGACGCUGAAGGACUGCUGCAGGCGUAAGCAAAUGAUCAGAACCUUGCAGGGACUAUAAACUGUAGUGGUCUGGUAAUUGUUUCAAUCGCUGUUGUAUAUAACAUUUAGUAUAAUAAACCUUGGUCAUGUGAAAAUGUUAUGCAGUGCAAACAGUUCCUUUACACAGGUGUAAUUUCAAUAUGGCCUGACACAAGUAAUUGCAUUGAAUUAGCACCAAAGUCAUUUUAGCCUGUCACAAGAUCAUGUUAUCAGACAUUUCAUGUUGUUUUUAAAAGGGCCCUCUAAAUAUUGCACUUCAGUCAUUUGCAGAAGAUAUAUUUGGAAAUAUCUUUCAAAAUGGAGACAUUAACUUUUGCUAUAAUAUAACACAAUAUGUGUUAGCCUGCCCUGCAAAUGUCCAUGUCUUUUGAACUUUAUUAUAACGUGUAUUAUUUCCAGGCCUUCGCAAAGUAACCCUGAUGCCAUUACAUGGUCAUUCAUUUAGACAAUAAGAAGCUUUCUCCAGAGCAGAACAUUAUGCAAAUCUUACCAUAGGCUUAAUGGUAUCCUCUCUAUGAUGAGUAAACUAAACUUGAUGUUUUGAAUCAGUGCCUCUUUAAUGGUUGUUUGUUUCUCAACUGCAAAUCUCUGAUUAACUGUUUUGUAACUGGUGGCGGAAAUUAAAUAAAAAUAGGCUCAAAUAGAA
Molecule: messenger RNA, 3540 nt
Organism: Eleginops maclovinus (Patagonian blennie)
Lineage: Eukaryota; Metazoa; Chordata; Actinopteri; Perciformes; Eleginopidae
Gene: acap3b
Product: ArfGAP with coiled-coil, ankyrin repeat and PH domains 3b
Exons: 26
Coding region: 179-2734 (851 amino acids)
Cellular component (GO): cytoplasm
Molecular function (GO): GTPase activator activity; protein binding
Source: RefSeq, a predicted model, not a curated record